GAGGUUGCACUUGAUUGUGGUUGGCUCAGGCUGGGUUGUUUGGGAAAGAGGAGUUUUGCCUAGCAUGAGUCAGCACUGCCCUGGGUAAACCGCCUGCUCUGUUGCAAUCUCGCUUACCAAAGAUACGUCCCCAGGCGGCACCAUUCACUCUGCCUGAAAGCUGCUGCUGUUGGCUCCUGAGAUGAGCUCAUCUGAAAUGGCUCCAAGGACCUCAGCGGCAGGAACUGGAGGCAGCCUGCUCUCUGCUGUGGUAAUGUUUUGAAACAGGCAAAACCAGAUCAGGCGUCUGUCUUGUGUGCAAUGGCCACUGGUGAAGCAGGAGGUGGCGAGAAACCUACGGCCCCUGAAAACAUGUCUUCACCUCGACGCUCGACUCUGGCAGCAGAUUUUAUCAUGUGGGCAACCUGCUGCAACUGGUUCUGCCUGGAUGGACAGCCUGAGGAGGUCCCCCCGCCCCAGGGAGCCAGGACGCAGGCCUAUUCCAACCCUGGGUACAGCUCCUUCCCCUCCCCCACAGGCUCGGAACCAAGCUGCAAGGCUUGCGGGGCCCACUUCGCGAACAUGGCCAGGAAGCAGCAGACCUGCCUGGACUGCAAGAAGAAUUUCUGCCUGAGCUGUUCGAGCCAGGUGGGAAACGGGCCCCGCCUCUGCCUUCUGUGCCAGCGGUUCCGAGCCACGGCCUUUCGGCGGGAGGAGCUCAUGAAGAUGAAGGUGAAGGACCUCAGGGACUAUCUCAGCCUCCAUGACACCUCCACCGAAAUGUGCCGGGAGAAAGAGGAGCUGGUGUUCUUGGUGCUUGGCCAGCAGCCCGUAAUCUCCCAGGAGGGCAGGACUCGCGCGCCCACCUUGUCCGCGGAUGUCCCCGAGCAGCAGGCCUUCCUGACCCAGCCUCGCGCCAGCACGGUACCUCCUACCUCGCCUCACCUCGCCUCUUCGUCCGCACAGGCCACCUCUGUUCCCCCAGCCCAGGCUCAGGAAACCCAGCAGGCCAAUGGCCAUGUGUCUCAGGACCAAGAGGAACUCGUCUACCCGGAGAGCACAGCCAGAGCACCUGCUGAGGAUGAGACCCAGUCUGUCGACUCAGAGGACGGCUUCGUCCCAGGCCGGAGGGCCUCUCUGUCUGACCUGACCGACCUGGAGGACAUUGAAGGUCUGACCGUGCGGCAGCUGAAGGAGAUCCUGGCGCGUAACUUCGUCAACUACAAGGGCUGCUGUGAGAAGUGGGAGCUGAUGGAGAGGGUGACGCGGCUGUACAAGGACCAGAAGGGCCUCCAGCACCUGGUGUGUGGUGCUGAAGACCAGAACGGGGGAGCGGCGCCGUCCAGCGUGGAGGAGAACCUGUGUAGGAUCUGCAUGGACUCGCCCAUCGACUGUGUCCUGCUGGAGUGCGGCCACAUGGUGACCUGCACCAAGUGCGGCAAGCGCAUGAACGAGUGUCCCAUCUGCCGGCAGUACGUGAUCCGAGCCGUACACGUCUUCCGAUCGUGAGGGCUUGCACCGGCUUCUUCAGUGCCUUAUGGGGACGUAGCUUGAGGUGUCUGGGCUCCAGACUGGGCAGCUCGCGGAGGGGCAGGCUAACAAAAUCUGCAGUGCUCGUAAGACCCGGGCAAGCAAGGAUGCUGUCACCUCUGGGCAUGCCUGUCCUGCCGCGGAGGCGCACCUCUUGGCUGGCAGCGCCGGAGGCCGGUGGAAACCGGAACAGACUGCACGGGCAAGUCCCUGUCUCAGUGAUCUUGGGGUAAUGAUGGCACCUGAUGAAGAGAGGACUUGCCAGAACUUGGACCGCAUCUUCCUCCUUUCCUCCGAAAGCCUAACAGUUUCACCCUUGUGUACCCCGCCCAUCCUUCUGAGCUGCCUGCCUCUGGCCUUCACCGGUCAGAAGUCCUGGUAGAAAUGGUUCUUUUCCUCCCCAGCACAUUUGGAUUUAUUUCUGCUCUGGCUUUCUGUGCUUUAACCUACCUUUGCUAACGUCUCUGGCUACAUUGCCUAAAAUCCAUUUGUUUCUUCAGACCAAAAAGAUGUUAGCUUACCAGACCGAGAGUGAUCCUCCUUGGGACUGAAUUUGGACCAGUAAACUUAGCUCUGGUGAGAAACAAAACUCAACUGCUACUGAAAAAUUUCAAAGUCAUGAAGAGUUGCUUCCUUAAGUGCUGGGACUGGAAGCGAUGAGUCUCCUGACCCCAACCCCGGCUCCCAAACUGCUGGGAAGUUUGAGUCCGUUUGCGUGAGACGGCUCGCACAGCCUCUCUGCUUCUCUAGGGCCCGCACGCCAUCCCUGUUUAGUUUGAGAGAAGGGAAAGUGUUGGGUGGAAGCAGGGGCUUUCUGCUUAACUUUGACUUCUCCAGCAGACAGGAAUAGCAAACCACUUUCCUCUGAGAAUGAAGUCCCACUCUUUUCCAUGGUCUCACUGAAGGCAGAGAGCCUUGCUCUCCUCUAGCCAGACUUCUCCUGAAGUUCCUGGAGACCAAACCUCAACACCCGAGGGGUAUCUGAAGGUACCGAAUGAGACUGGAGUCAGCUGUUGAGCAGACAGCUGCAAGUCUUAAUUCCCCAGGUUGGUGGGGACUCUCUACUCCCAUUUCCUUUCUCAGAACACUGACUUGAGGGCAGGUCAGGAAGAAGCAUUCUCAAGGUCCUUUAGAAAGACCAUACAUUGAGCUAGAGGAUUCUUGAGCCCUUUUAGGGUUGUUCUACCACUGGGAGAGCCAAAGGGCUUAGGUUUGCUGGAGAAGCUUAGUCAAGAACCCACACACAUGCUAUCGAAGAGCCGUGUGUGCGGCCAUCACCAGUGGAUGAACUACACAAACCCUAGACACCGAGGGCCUUGGCAGACCACCGCCCCCACCCUACUCCCCUGCCGAACAGUCAAGUUCUCUCAGACUGGAACCUAGCAUGACUUUGGAAGACAGUGGGAAACUCCAAGGGGACCUGUUUAUCGGUACAGAUGUGCUUAGGCUUUCCCCCAUCAUCAACCACUAUUCCCCUUCAGAGGAGUGAAAUGAUUGCAUAAGGUGGUUGCCAGUUGAACCACUGGGCCACUUACCUUGACAUUACACCAAGCCCUGGAUGACUGGAUUCUGGGACUCAGCCUUUGUAGGAAUUGGGGGAAUCAAGAGGUCAGUGAGAGGACCUUUGACCUUUCUGCUGGACAGUAAAUAUUAUGGUUUACAAUGCGUACCAGUUUGGCAGAGAAUUCCACCACUUCUCGAUUCCACUGUGAAACAGGUCUAUAUUUAUGCAACUCAGUUAAGAUCUAGCAAUAACUUCAGGGCAGAUGCUGGCUCUCUCCCUAAAACUUGCUUUCACUGCUGAGGCCUUCCCUCUCCCCACCUCCCACAGUCCCUCUCCUAGACAGAAGUUACGAAUAAUAUCCUGAAGGUUAGUAACCUCAGUAAGAAUUAUAACUGGUAUCGUUUCAUUCUGGAGAAAGAACUUGCCUUGGAGUCUUUUGAUCUAUUUUGACGAAGGUUUUCAUUCAGGAAAAAUGGUGUCAAACCACCCCGAUUUGUCAUCAUCCAUCAUUAUCAUACCAAAUAAAGGCUGGGAAUUCAAGAUCCCAUUUCAGUUACUAUCUAAUCUAGGUAGAAAACCUGAUUUUUCUCUCUGAGUAACCACCGCCCCCUGCCCCCGCCCCCACCCCUCAUGGAUCCUUGGGUCUUAAUUAUCAUGAAAACCUCUAAUUCUUCCAGUUAUUCCAUGGCUUUUGCUGUGAUUGUUCUGAGAUUUCAUUUGAGACUUGUUUCAAGACUUAGGAGAGCUGACUGGUUCAUAAUAUAUUGGAAUAGUUGGAUCCAAGCUAGUAAGAAUAAGCUGUACAGGAAUUCAUGCACAAUAUAUAUUGUAUAAAUUGGUUGAAAUCAUGGGGACGUGAAUGUGUUACUUCAAGUGGCUUAUAUUAAGAGUCUUCAGAAUUACUUGGGUGUUAAAGCAAACCCAAAUGUGUAUUUUUUGUUACAGAGCUCUGCUUUAUAAUUUUGUAAUAAAAUUUCACUAUAGAA
This is a messenger RNA of Leopardus geoffroyi (Geoffroy's cat), 3999 nucleotides long. It is a transcript of the gene RFFL, whose product is annotated as ring finger and FYVE like domain containing E3 ubiquitin protein ligase. The record is from RefSeq and is a predicted model, not a curated record. The coding region runs from base 301 to 1488 and encodes 395 amino acids. Lineage: Eukaryota; Metazoa; Chordata; Mammalia; Carnivora; Felidae. Gene Ontology annotation, biological process: proteasome-mediated ubiquitin-dependent protein catabolic process; protein K48-linked ubiquitination; negative regulation of extrinsic apoptotic signaling pathway via death domain receptors. The transcript is spliced from 8 exons. Gene Ontology annotation, cellular component: plasma membrane; cytoplasm. Gene Ontology annotation, molecular function: ubiquitin protein ligase activity.